This is a messenger RNA of Westerdykella ornata, 780 nucleotides long. RefSeq lists its product as uncharacterized. The transcript is spliced from 2 exons. Bases 1 to 780 code for a protein of 259 amino acids. The record is from RefSeq and is a predicted model, not a curated record. Lineage: Eukaryota; Fungi; Ascomycota; Dothideomycetes; Pleosporales; Sporormiaceae.
AUGGGGAUUUUCUACUCAGUUCUCGAUCUUUUCUCCAUGGGGAUCCUCUACUCGGUUCUCGAGUUCUUCCAGUCAGUGGUGGCGAAGCUUUUCCGCUACGAGCGAGAAGAAGAUCAAGAUAUUGAGAUGGGUUUUGCGGAGCCGCAGAACGCUUCUUCUUCUGCUUCUUCUUCUCAUUCUUCUACUCCUCCUCCUCAUACUUCGCUUUCGCUUUCGCUUUCGCCUUCGCCUUCUCCUACCCCGUCUCUUUCUCCUUCUUCUACGCCUCUUUCGCCUUCGCCUUGGCCUUCCCCUUCUCCUUCUCCUUCUCCAUUUCCAUCUCCUUCUGCGUCACCCUCAUCUUCUCCUAUCGAUCUCCCUCUCUGGGCUAGGGAAAGCCUUCCCGUGGAUCCUGCUGAAACCUUGCAGCGCAUGGAGGCCAUGGACAGCUGUGCCCAACGUCACACCACCAUCCACGAGUCUUGGAUGUAUCGGCCUUUUGGCAGCGCAUACUUGCCAGACCAUUACGAACUCCUCGGCGCGCUGAGAGGUGUUGAUUUCCGAGAGAAAUCGAAUUCGUUUGCACACGAGUACGGGCGGCUCCAUGGGUCCAAUGAAACUGCCGGGUGCAUUUUCCGGAGGAUAAGUGUGCAGUACACGAGAGCGUUACAGCUGGUGGCCCAGCUUCUUGAGGAACUAGACAAGGUUGAGAAGGAGGCCGUGGAGAAGUUUUCCAAGGGUGACUCGUCCAAGGAUGGUUCCCCGUCUUCCGAAGAUGACUCUUCCAGGGAUGACUGGUGA